AUGAAGGAGUUCCUGGAAAGCGUGGUGGCGGCGGGCUUUGACCCAAACCGCGGCCUCUUCACCGCCACCCCGGACGGCUACGCCUACCCCAACCCACUGGCAGAGCGGCUGGAUGGCGGGCUGUCGGCCCUGGAGACGCUGGGCCUGGUGCUUGGGCGGGCGCUGUACGAGGGCGUGCUGCUGGACUGCCCCCUGGCUCCCUUCUUCGUCAGCAGGCUGCAGGUGCGAGGGCGGUGGCCUCUGUUUGAGGAGCUGCAGGGGCUGGACCCUGAGGUGUACCGCAGCCUGCUGCAAUUAAAGCGGUAUGAGGGCCAAGUGGCCGACCUCUGCCUCGACUUCGCCGUGGAGAGCGACUUCCUGGGGUCCACCAUUAGCGAGGAGCUGGUGCCAGGUGGCAGCCACCUGGCAGUGACCAACGAAAACGUGCUGCAGUACGUCUUCCUGGUGGCCGACUGGCACCUGAACAAGCGCCUGGGCUCCGCAGCGGCGGCCUUCAGCCGAGGGCUGUCUCGGGUCAUCCCCGCCUCCUGGCUGCGCCUGUUCUCACCCCGGGAGGUCAACCAGCUGCUGGGCGGCGGCGAGGCGGCAGGGCUGAAUGUGAACGACAUGCAGGCACACACGCAGUACAGCAACGGCUACAGCGCCGAAAGCACCACCAUCAAGCACUUCUGGCAGGUGGUCCGCGGCAUGAGCCAGGAGGAGCAGCGCAGCCUGCUCAAGUUCGUCACCAGCUGCAGCCGUGCGCCGCUGGGCGGCUUCCAGCACCUCAACCCGCCCCUCACGAUACACAAGGACGUGGACCGCCUGCCAACCGCCUCCACAUGCAGCAACACGCUCAAGCUGCCCAACUUCCGGCGCACCGCCACGCUGCGGGAGAAGCUGCUGUAUUCCAUCCAGGCUGGGGCUGGCUUCGAGCUGUCGUGA
Molecule: messenger RNA, 924 nt
Organism: Chlorella variabilis
Lineage: Eukaryota; Viridiplantae; Chlorophyta; Trebouxiophyceae; Chlorellales; Chlorellaceae
Exons: 10
Coding region: 1-924 (307 amino acids)
Biological process (GO): ubiquitin-dependent protein catabolic process; protein polyubiquitination
Molecular function (GO): ubiquitin protein ligase activity
Source: RefSeq, a predicted model, not a curated record